This is a messenger RNA of Chenopodium quinoa (quinoa), 1968 nucleotides long. RefSeq lists its product as uncharacterized. The record is from RefSeq and is a predicted model, not a curated record. The transcript has a single exon. The annotation marks the transcript as partial. Lineage: Eukaryota; Viridiplantae; Streptophyta; Magnoliopsida; Caryophyllales; Amaranthaceae. Gene Ontology annotation, molecular function: nucleic acid binding; zinc ion binding.
AUGAAAGACCGUUUCAUCCCACACAAUUACAAGCAAAGUCAAUAUGUGAAGUGGAGUACCUUGCAACAAAAUGGGGACUCUGUGGAGGAUUACAUAAAAGAGUUUGAUAGACUUGCUAUUGUGUGUGAAGUAACCGAAAAUGAAGAGCUCAAGAUGGGGCGUUUCGUAUCUGGUUUGGACCAAGAAUUACAAGACAAACUUGAAGGUUAUACUAACCUCACGUUUGUUGAAGCUUGCAAAUUGGUGAUUAAGUUCGAUGCUAAGAGGAAAAAGAAGAAGCCUACUACCAUCCCUCAAUUGGCACGAAAACCUUCUUUCCCUACAAAGGAAGGUUCUUCCUUCAACAAACCAAGUAAUCCACCAAAGAAGGACACCAAGGACGUGAAGCUAGGUGACAUUGUGUGUUACAAAUGUGGAGGACGAGGUCAUUACAAGAAGGAUUGUCCUAAUACUAGGGCGUUAACCAUACAAGAGGUUAAGCUCAUGGCCACUCAAAACAUCAACUGGGAUGAGUUUGAGGAGGAGGAAGAAGAAGUUGAAGAUGAUUGUGAUGAUUGCAUGGCCGAGCCAGAGGGGAAGACUAGCCUCGUGAUUAGGAGGGCCUUGCAAGCACGUGUGGAAGAGGAUGCUGCCCCCCAACGCCAACACAUUUUCAUCACCCGUUGUAGAAUUGGUGACGAGGUAUGUGAUUUGAUUAUUGAUGGAGGGAGUGAGGCUAAUACCGUGUCUAAGACCUUAGUAUCUAAACUUGGUCUAACUACUACUAAUCAUCCACAACCUUACAAGUUGAGUUGGUUAGAUUCAAAUGCUAGCACCGGGGUUAGGAAGCAAUGCAUGGUUUCUUUUUGUGUUGGUUCAUAUUGUGAUUCUAUAUUAUGUGAUGUUGUGUCUAUGGAUGCUUGUCAUAUUCUACUUGGUAGGCCUUGGCAAACUGAUAAAAAAUCUAUACAUGAUGGGUAUCACAAUACGUAUACCAUAGUCCACGAAGGGAGGAAGAAAAAACUACACCCUUUACCACCCCCACGGUUUUCACCAUCACAAACCCCACAAAAAGAAGUAUCCUUGUUGUCUCUUAAAGAGUUUGAGAGGGAGUUGGAAGGUGAGGGAGAGUUGUUCAUGCUAUACUCCAAGGAAACCCACGAAAAAUUUGUUGCUCAUAAUCCUAGGUUAGCCCAAUUGAUUAAGGAUUUUGAGGACGUUUUUCCGGAUGAAUUACCUAAAGGACUACCACCCAUACGAGGAAUUGAGCAUCAAAUUGAUCUCAUUCCCGGAGCACCCUUGCCAAAUAAACCAGCCUAUAGAUGUAACCCUUUAGAAACUAAGGAGUUACAACGACAAAUUGAAGAGCUAAUGGGUAUGGGUUAUGUACGUGAGUCCAUGAGUCCAUGUGCCGUUCCUGCUUUGUUGGUCCCUAAGAAAGAUGGUACUUGGAGAAUGUGUAUUGAUAGUAGAGCCGUUAAUAACAUUACCAUCAAGUACAGGUUUCCAAUUCCAAGGCUUGAUGACAUGCUUGAUGAGCUGAGUGGUUCCAAGGUCUUCUCAAAAGUAGACUUGAGAAGUGGGUAUCAUCAAAUUCGCAUGAGAGAAGGGGAUGAAUGGAAGACUGCGUUCAAGACAAAGCAUGGGUUGUAUGAGUGGCUCGUCAUGCCAUUUGGCCUUACAAAUGCCCCUAGCACGUUCAUGAGAUUAAUGAAUGAAGUGCUAAGGCCAUUUCUUGGCAAGUUCGUGGUAGUAUACUUGGAUGACAUUCUCAUUUAUUCACGUGAUGAAGAAGCUCAUUUUGAUCAUCUUUUUCAAGUAUUUUCUGUUUUAAGACAAGAAAAAUUGUAUGGGAAACUAGAAAAAUGUGAUUUUUUAUUGUAUGAAGUCAUGUUUCUUGGCUAUAUAGUUUCAGGUGAUGGCGUGAAGGUAGACCCUAGCAAAAUUGAAGCAAUUCAAUCAUGGCCUAGUCCAAAGACACUCACGGAA